This is a messenger RNA of Topomyia yanbarensis, 2433 nucleotides long. RefSeq lists its product as uncharacterized. Lineage: Eukaryota; Metazoa; Arthropoda; Insecta; Diptera; Culicidae. The coding region runs from base 1 to 2433 and encodes 810 amino acids. Gene Ontology annotation, molecular function: nucleic acid binding. The record is from RefSeq and is a predicted model, not a curated record. The transcript is spliced from 2 exons. Gene Ontology annotation, biological process: DNA integration.
AUGUACCGGUUUGAGUUGCGCAAGUGGAGUUCCAAUAGCUUUGAACUUCUUUCGUCUAUUCCACCUCAUCUCCGAGACGAUCGUACCAUACUGGAACUCGAUUCGUCCAGAUCCACAGUCAAAACGUUAGGGCUAAUAUGGGAGCCAGGCAACCACUGUUUUAGAUUUGCUGUACCGCACUGGAGCACGGAGCCAAUCAUCACCAAACGUAUAGUACUGGCCGACACAGCUCGUAUCUUCGACCCUCUCGGUCUCAUCGGUCCAAUCAUCGUACAGGCAAAAAUUUUCCUCCAGGAACUUUGGAAGCUUAAAUCGGAUUGGGUCGAUCCGUUACCGAAAGAGCUUCAGAACUUCUGGGUCGAGUAUCGAUUGAAUCUAUCCGCUCUCGACACACUCUCAGUUCCAAGAUGGACGGGCUUCAGAAGUAACCUAGCUCCAACGGAAAUCCACGAAUUUUGCGACGCUUCAGAGGUAGCAUACGGCGCAUGUUUGUACCUUAGGUGUAAGUCAGUCGACGGGACAGUCACUGUUCGGUUGAUUACAUCCAAAUCUCGAGUUGCGCCACUAGAAGAUCUCACUCGGAAGAAAAAGAAACAAUCCAUCCCCAGAUUGGAGCUUUCCUCAGCACUACUGCUUAGUUAUCUCUAUGAAAAGCUAUGCAGUAGUUUCGAACCACCCGGCAAGGUAUAUUUUUGGACAGAUUCCAUGAUAGUGAAGUGCUGGCUAUCAUCGUUACCUUCCCGGUGGCAAGCAUUCUUUGCCAAUCGUGUAUCAGAAAUACAGCAUAUCACUAAGAAGGCAGUGUGGAACCACAUCGCCGGUGCAGACAAUCCGGCAGAUAUCAUUUCGCGGGGAAUGACACCCACACAACUACAGUAUCAGCCUCUGUGGUUUGAAGGCCCUCUGUGGGUAUGUCGAGCACAUUCUACAUGGCCAGAGUCAGCAGUCAUCCAGUCAGCGCUGGAUAGUUCUCUUUUAGAAGAAAAACUAUCUGCGUCACUUCCGGUUCAAACAAAGCCUCAAAGUGACAUAUUUUUGCUGAGAUCCUCGUUCCCGGAUUUCGUUCGGAUAGUAGCAUGGAUUCGUCGCUUCGCUUACAAUGCAUUGCCUCGCAACCGCAGUAGCAGGCGUCUAGAACAUUUGUCAUCGACGGAAUACAAUGAUGCUGUAACGAUUUUGGUUCGAGUUGCUCAACACGAGAGCUUUCCUGAAGAAAUAGCAGCUUUAUCGAAAGGUGAACCAAUAAAGUCAUCAUCUAAAUUGCUCUCGUCAAAUCCUCAUUUAGUUGAUGGUAUUCUCCGCGUCGGCGGUCGAUUAGCUCAUGCACCAGUGUCAGAAUAUCGUAAGCAUCCAAUGAUUCUUCACCAUCAACACCCACUGGCAAAGCUGGUCAUGGAGCAUUAUCAUCGUAAACUGUUUCACGCCGGUCAGCAACUUCUCAUAGCUUCGGUCAGAGAAAGGUUCUGGCCAACUCGCAUUCGCGAUUUAGCACGUUGGACCAUCCAUCGAUGUGUUCAAUGUUUUCGCAACAAACCCAAAGUCCACGAGCAGCUAAUGGCUGAUUUACCAUCCGUUCGUGUCACUCCUGCAGCGGCAUUCCUGAAAGUUGGAAUCGAUUUUUGCGGACCGUUCUACAUUCGCUAUCCAGUUCGUCGGAGUACGCCGGUGAAGUCCUUCGUAUGCAUUUUCGUUUGCCUAGCGACCAAGGCAGUCCACAUGGAAGUCGUAGCAGAUCUGUCAACGCAAGCAUUUCUGGCGGCAUUCAAACGCUUCGUAGCAGUCCGUGGCAAACCGCAACUAGUCAUGUGUGACAAUGCGACUAAUUUCGUUGGGGCAAAUCGGGAGCUCGAGGAACUCCGGCAGCAACUGUAUAACCAGCAGUUUCAGCACGAAAUUAUCAAGUCAUCGGAAGAAGAAGGAAUAGAUUUCAAAUUCAUCCCACCGCGCUCUCCGAAUUUCGGCGGAUUGUGGGAAGCGGCGGUUAAGUCCUUCAAAGGACAUUUUCGCAAGACCAUAGGAAGCAGACCGUUGACAUACGAUGAACUACACACCAUUGUUCAGCAAGUGGCAGCGAUUCUAAACUCUCGUCCAUUGACACCCUUGAGUAACGAUCCUAAUGAUUACACUGUACUGACCCCGGGACAUUUUCUGGUGGGACGACCACUCACAGCGAUUCCUGAACCAGAUUUGCAAGAGAUCCCCGAAAAUCGACUCUCUCAGUGGCAACGUACGCAAGGAUUCGUACAACAACUAAGGCGGAAAUGGAAGACGCAAUAUCUGUCAGAUUUGCAUAACAGGACAAAGUGGACUCGACAACGCAACGACAUCACAGUUGGAACGAUGGUCCUAGUAAAGGAGGAAAACUUGCCUCCUCAGAAAUGGCGGUUAGGUCGAGUUGCAGAACUGUUUACGGGCGAAGAUGGAAACAUUUGA